Molecule: messenger RNA, 2009 nt
Organism: Cicer arietinum (chickpea)
Lineage: Eukaryota; Viridiplantae; Streptophyta; Magnoliopsida; Fabales; Fabaceae
Product: protein trichome berefringence-like 7
Cellular component (GO): Golgi apparatus
Molecular function (GO): O-acetyltransferase activity
Source: RefSeq, a predicted model, not a curated record
CUUAGCGUGUCCAAUUACAACAUUAACCUCACCUCACUUGCAUUUCCACUUUUUGAAGCUACUCAACUAACUCCUACAUUCACAACCACCACCUCCAGCAUUCUUCCCUUUCAUUAAAAAACAAAAUACAAAAACAAAAUCUCACUUCAUAAAACUCCAACCUUCCAUUUUGUCUAUGAAUGUUCUGUUCUAGUGCUAUAAAAAUAAGCUUGUUAUGCCUAUACAUAAAAUGCACCUUAUUUGUGUUGAACUUAUGUUUAUGUUAGUGUGAUUAUGUUAACAUAGGUUAUUGCUUCCUUCCACUCUACUUUACUUUUACAAUGGAUAUUUGGGAUAGUUGGUUGGUUUUGCAAUUAAUGCAGUUACUGGGUAUGUUCAGUUUUUGGAUCUCAUUUUCCAAGUUUACAACUUUAUUCUCCAAGAGUUACAAAAUUAUCAAAGGUAACUGCAAUGCAUGGAUCUUAGUUUCUUUCAAUUUGUUGGUCACAACUGGGUCUUUGAUAUCAUUCAUGUUAGUCCUUUCAUGGGGAUAUUCAUAUGCAUUUCCCACUACUCACAAAGUUAUUCAGAGUUAUGAAAUUAAUCCUAGCACUAAUUAUAGUUCUAAUUCACUAGUUAAGAGCUAUGACGAUGAGGCUUUAAAAUUCAAUGUUUCAAGGGACACCUGCCAUGUGUUUGAUGGAAGUUGGAUUCAGGAUGAUAGUUACCCUUUAUAUGAUGCUUCUCAUUGUCCAUUUAUAGAAAGAGGUUUUAAUUGUUUGGCAAAUGGACGUAAAGAUAGAGGUUUUACAAAGUGGAGAUGGAAACCAAAUAAUUGUGAUAUUCCAAGGUUUGAUGCACAUAGAAUACUCGAACUACUUCGUGGGAAAAGGGUUGUUUUUGUCGGUGAUUCGUUGAGUAGGACUCAAUGGGAGUCUUUGAUAUGUUUGCUAAUGACAGGAGUUGAAGAUAAGAAGAGUGUUUAUGAAAUCAAAGGCAACAAGAUCACCAGACAGAUUAGAUUUCUAGGUGUGAGGUUUAGUACUUUUGAUGUUAGAAUCGAUUUUUAUCGUUCUGUUUUUCUGGUGAAGCCUGGUCCGGUGCCUAGUUUUGCACCGAAGAGGGUGAAGACCGCACUGAGAUUGGACAAGAUCGACGAUAUUAGCCGCGAGUGGAUUGACUCUGAUGUGCUUAUAUUCAAUUCAGGCCACUGGUGGACAAGGACUAAGCUUUCUGAUAUGGGCUGGUAUUUUCAGGUUGGUAACUCACUGAAGCUUAGAAUGCCAAUUAAUUCAGCAUUCAAAACAGCUUUGGUCACCUGGGCAUCUUGGGUAGAGAAUACAAUUGACACCAACAGAACAAGAGUAUUCUUCCGUACUUUUGAAUCAUCACAUUGGAGUGGACAUAACCGUAAGGCUUGCAAGGUGACUAGAAACCCUUGGAAGAGAACACAUGGCAAGGACAGAAGCCCAAUUUCAGAUAUAAUCAAAAGAGUUGUAAAAAAUAUGAGUGCUCCUGUGACGAUUUUGAACGUGACACCGAUGGAUGCUUAUAGGAGUGAUGGCCAUGUUGGCCCUUGGAGUGACAAUCCAUCUGUAGCUGAUUGCAGUCAUUGGUGUUUACCUGGUGUUCCUGAUAUGUGGAACGAAAUUCUCUUCUCAAAUUUGCUACAAAAAGAUGGAGCAUGUUAACAUUGUAUUCGGUAACAAUGUAACAUUACUAUGUUAGUCAUUAUACUAUGUCACAUCAUUAACUCCAUUAGCUUUUGAAAGUGAAAGCUUAAUGGAGAAACCAAUGUAUAUAAAUAAUACCAGCACUGAAGUGUUGCUGUGCCAAUUCUUGGUGGACUGGAAUAUUAACUAUUUAAAUGUUAACAUUUCUUUCUUUUUUCAUUGACAUUUUGUAAAUCUGGCUUAGCUUUGGCCUGUUAUUAAUUAUUGUGACUCUGAUACCUCCUAUGUUGGUGGUGUCUUGAAGUUGUUUCACAAAGUUUCAGGUCUUUGAUUAUAGAAAUUGAAGUUAGAUGUGGA